AUGAAGUACCAUAUCUUCCUGGGAUUAUUCGCGGUAGCGGCCGCUUACCCUGGCCUCAUUCACGAGGAGGCCCCGCAGCUCGAUCACCAUGCAUUAAUCGGCGAAACGGGACACCAUCACCAGAUCCAACACGAACACGCCAAGUCGCACCAGUCUAUCAAAUUUGAACAUUUCCAUCCCGUCCCCGUGUACAUCAAGAAGGAGCACAGCCAUCUUCUGCACCACCCUCUCGAGAAGGGCCAAAGCGAGUCAAACUUAAAACAGAUUCACCCUGAAACCCAACAAGCUCAUGGUUACGGGCUAGUUCUGGAAGACCACAGACUGAAUACUGACCACCUCUCCGCUAACCUUGGACAUGGAGACUACUCUGCUGGUCUAGAGCAUGGAGGUAUCCAGCAUGGAGGUUUCGAGCAUGGAGGUCUCGACCAUGGAUCUCUUUCCCAAGGGCUACAACAUGGAGGCUAUGAACAGUUCGCAGGAGGUUACGAGAGCAGCGAAGGUCUAAAAGCUUAUGCUGAAGCUCAACCUGAGUUGGGACAAUAUGGAGGUCAUAUACAGGUCUCGGGAGGCAGUGAAGAGAACAACGGAUACGGUCACUAUCAAUAA
Messenger RNA from Pieris macdunnoughi, 606 nucleotides. The record is from the annotation of a GenBank genome assembly. Lineage: Eukaryota; Metazoa; Arthropoda; Insecta; Lepidoptera; Pieridae.